Messenger RNA from Lachancea mirantina, 1062 nucleotides. The record is from the annotation of a GenBank genome assembly. Lineage: Eukaryota; Fungi; Ascomycota; Saccharomycetes; Saccharomycetales; Saccharomycetaceae.
AUGAGUAGCCCUCUGGCGUGGGAUUCGCCUGCGGCGACUGCUAAAACUUUUUUUGGUUUAAUUGCGGUACUUCUGGCAUUUAAAUUUGUGAAUUUAGCUUCUUUGCUAUUUCGGUGUGGAUAUUUGGUGCUGUUUACCACAGGAUCAGUCGAGUUUCUGUUCAGACUAGUGUUCCAGCGGCCUUUGCUUGGCCAAAUUGACAUUGAUGGAAACUCCGAAUGGCUCGAAAAAUUGAAAAAGCACACGGACGCAGCUUUGGGUCGUUACGAGAGGCUCAAUAUCGCUGCUGAAUUGAACCAGUUCAUAUCUUCACCUGCAGCCACACUCACGAGUGUUGUUAUAUUGUAUUUUGCCAGCUGGUGCUCGUCGAAGGGAUCAGGUUUUGCAGCCCUAGUCGUGCUUACCACCUCGGUGUUCGCGAUACCAUUUAUUUAUGAAGCAUUUGGUCCCGAAAUAAAUGCUCUUCAGAACCAGCUGGUUUUGCAAGCUCGAGCAGGAAGGAAUCACGUCACUAGCGUCUUAUCUCGCAAUCCCCGGAUAAAAAAAUUAAUGGGCAGACUCGAAGCACCUGCGUCAAAAGCAGAUGCAGCCCAAGACCAAAAGCUUCGCAGCACGGAGUCGGACGCUGAGGGUGAAGGAAGCAAGGGUAGUGUAGUACAUGUUAAGCCGAUAAUGGCUCUGGAUGUCAUUGCUCCGCCUCCCGAGUACGAUCCACCAUUCAGAGACAGAAUCUUGGGGAAUUCGAGGCGAAGGGUUGGUGACGUUUUCAAUUUUACCAAAUUUGGCGUCAAUGUUACCACCAUCGUUCCUGGUAAAAUGUCUUCCCUAAGACACUAUCAUACAGAAGAGGACGAAUUCGUUUAUGUUGUAGCAGGGCAUCCUACGCUGGUAACCGACGAUGGCGAGUCGGAGCUAAGUCCUUCCAUGUGCGUCGGCUUCAAGGCUGGUUCACCCAAUGCUCAUCACAUCCUGAACAAAACAAAUGAGCCAGUGCUAAUUAUUGAAAUCGGAGACCGUCCAAAAAAUGACAAGGUUUACUAUCCCUAUGACGACGUUCAGUAA